Cylindrotheca closterium is the source of this 1122-nucleotide messenger RNA. The record is from the annotation of a GenBank genome assembly. NCBI's taxonomy places the organism in Eukaryota, Bacillariophyta, Bacillariophyceae, Bacillariales, Bacillariaceae.
AUGUCUGUCGCUAGAUCACGAGUAUUAUCUGGAUUCCGUCGGUUGAACAGAGCCCGGAUUCAACUGUUCACAGGAGACGAUCACGCCAUUCAAGUUUCCCGCAUGCAAAUGCGUGCUGAAUUUGAACGAAACAAGGCAGUGGCCACAUCUGGACCCGAAUUUGAAGCAAUGGUGGCAGGAAUUGAUGAAGCUGCUGAUAUGCUCCGUCACGAGAUCGUUCGUGGAGACCUCAACGCAGAUACUGGACGAUAUGACGUCAAGAUCAAGAGAGAGCAUGUCAAGGGAUCUGACACUGGAGAAACCAAGCCGCAAGUCGAGCCUAUCACAGAAGAAACCGUCCGAAGGAUGGAGAAUCCUGGUGCCGUUGAGACACAUUCUGUCUAUGAUUGGACCCGUCUCGGUAUCUUCACUGGCUUUCGGGCUAGCGAAUAUUCUCAAGGCGACUUGGGUCGUGGAAAAUUAUUCAACAAGAUUCCAGACCAACAUGACGUUCCCAAACAGUUCCGAGGCAUGCCUCUUGCAAUGAUGGCUCAGGACUUUCGCUUCUUUGACAAGCACUAUGUGUUAAUCCCACACAAACAUUUGAUCACACGGUAUAAACGUGGUGAUGUUGUGUGGCUUGAACUUCGAUGGAAAUAUGAUAAGAGCUCUUUCAACUUUGUGAAGAAACGCUUCAAAAUCACAGGCCAUCCUAUCUACUGUCCCGUGGAUGCCGCUGUCUGCAUCAUUCAUCGGUCGACUCUUCUUGGUGUUCCCACCGCCUAUCCUGUUGGCGUUUGGGGUUCCAACACCUCAUCUUAUCGCUUCUUGAAAUCUAGGGAGGUUUCUGAGGUGAUGCGCGGUUCGGUUGAUAUGGCAUAUCCCGACCCAAACCACUAUUUGCGGAUUAACCGCCAUCUUAUUGUUCCUCAUUCCAACCGUGUCACCGCCGCAGUGUGCUUACAAAAAGGUGGAGCCAAUAAUGACGAAAUCGCGUUCCGAUUACGCUGGCUUCCGAGCUCUGUGCCCACCUACCUUCGCGACUGCUUCCAAUCUAUUGGUGACACGCUUGAGCGAACAAUUCAAGGAGCGCUGAAGUUGACAUUUUCUUCUUCUUCUUCUUCUUCUUCUUCUUCUUCUUAG